This is a messenger RNA of Porites lobata, 732 nucleotides long. Lineage: Eukaryota; Metazoa; Cnidaria; Anthozoa; Scleractinia; Poritidae. The record is from the annotation of a GenBank genome assembly.
AUGAUCAAUCUCACCUUCAGCAUUGUCUUGACCAAUAUCUGCCCGCAGCCAAAUUUCAACUCCAAACAGUUUUUACAAAAAAACUGUGAUUUCGUCGAAAGGAAGUGCUCUGGAUAUAUCGCGGUUUCGUAUUCUUUGCGAGUGAUGGUCGUUGCCUUUCGCGGAACUGAAUGCACGCGACAACUUAUUGAUGAAUUGCUAGAGUUCGUCACUACCCCUUCGCAAGAUUUUCUCAAUGGCAAAGUUCAGGCCUAUUUCAAGGCGGCCUUUGAAGAGUUAUGGCAGUGCAUGGAGCCCAAAGUGAAAGCUCUACUUUCAAAGAAUCCCUCGUAUCAGAUCUGGGUUACAGGGCAUUCUCUUGGUGCUGCCUUAGCGCCCUUGGCGAGUGCAUGGCUUGCUUAUUACAACAUCGCUCCACUUCAAAACGUCAUCUUGUACACGUUUGGGAGCCCUCGAGUUGGCGACUACAACUACGCUCUGCAACACGAUCAGUUAGUCAACAACAGUUGGAGGGUUGUAAAUUUUGACGACGUAGUGCCUCAUCUGCCUCCCUUGAUCCUACCGACCAUAAAAUCCUGUCCCUAUCACCACGGUGUGCAGCUGUUCUACAGCGAAAAGGCUAUCAGUGUGCAUUCUGCACACAGAGAAUGUUACGGAACACCGCACGACGAGGACAAAUCAUGCAGUCGCAGCAUACAGCCUUUCUUGAAUUUACCAGAAUCCAUUACGCGA